CGUCGCUUGCACCACGAACACCACGUUUCAGUUAUGUUUUAACGGUGUACCACAGGGAACGACGUGGUCUUGUCCCAACGAGGGUGAGGUGUGCACCUCGCUAGGCUCAAUUUGUGCAGAUGCCGAAAGCAAUUCUCUGAUUCAGGCUGCUUGCGGCAAUACCGAACAAUGCGGAAAUUGUGAAGCUGUCAACGAUGGCGCCUACUCUUGCACCAGUCACACCACAUUCACCAUGUGUUCAGCGGGCGAAGCAACUACUGUACAAGGCAACUGCCCCAGCGGUGAAGUUUGUCUCACAUCCAGAGCCAAUGAGGGUGUUAGUCCCUGCGUCAAUCAGUGUUUGCAGGACAUACACGACAUGUGUGACUUGAGCUCGGAUUCCACAACGACAACGAGCUCUGAAACAGUGACGUCGUCGUCAACUGCCAUCACUGAUUCCACAACAACAACGAGCUCUGUUACAGAGACGUCGUCGUCAACGGCCAGCACUGAUUCCACAACGACAACGAGCUCUGUUACAGAGACGUCGUCGUCAACGGCCAGCACUGAUUCCACAACAACAACGAGCUCUGUUACAGAGACGUCGUCAUCAACUGCCAGCACUGCGACGUCUUCCACCGUCGAGAAUACAGAGUGCGCGACUAAGAGCUUGGUAGGGCGUUACCCUUAUCCAAAUGAUACAGUGUGUACUAGUUACAUUUACUGCUACUACAGUGCCGCAGCGGGAAGUUUACUCGGUCAAGCAAUGACUUGUCCCACUGGCAAAUACUUCAACUCGGCUAUAAGAAACUGUCAAGCUGCAAAGCCUACUGACUGUGUUUAAAUUUAAGAGCCUUCGGAUGGCAAAUUAAUUUUUAGUGGAAAAGUGUGGUUAGCUUAAGAUAAUAAUUAUAAAAGUAAAUAAAUAUCCUCAGCCCAGUGGACCGAGA
This is a messenger RNA of Rhagoletis pomonella (apple maggot), 929 nucleotides long. RefSeq names its product cell wall integrity and stress response component 2-like. The transcript is spliced from 4 exons. NCBI's taxonomy places the organism in Eukaryota, Metazoa, Arthropoda, Insecta, Diptera, Tephritidae. Gene Ontology annotation, molecular function: chitin binding. Bases 233 to 823 code for a protein of 196 amino acids. Gene Ontology annotation, cellular component: extracellular region. The record is from RefSeq and is a predicted model, not a curated record.